GCCUGUGGCUCAGCACCCUGAGGUGCCAGGGGGACGCCCAGCCCUUGCCAGCAGGAUCGGGGUGCAGGAUAGUGUCUCUCAUGGGUCGGUGAUGCAGAGCAGGGCUCGGGAUACACCGAGCGUCCCACAUCCCGAAGCCCCGGUGCUCCUGCCCCUCACCGAACCGGGGAGGACGCAGAGCCGCUCCCCGUCCCGAGCCCAGAGCAGCCCCUCAGCGGCCCGGGAGCGAUGCCAGCGGGGUCUCGGCAGGGUGAUGCCCGCCGGGGGGUGACGCCCGGCGGCUCUGCCGCCCCCCGCCCGUCCCGGGCAGACACCAAAGCGUUAACCACCCGCUCGCCUCCAUUUCCUGUCCUGCUUCCCCUUUUCCUUCCCGAAGUUUGGGCAGAACCGAUGGCCGCGGCAGCAGCUCCGCGGCGAAGCGCCGUGCAGCGGCAGCUUUUGGGUGUGGAUGCCAAGGCGGCUCAGGGCUUUGAGCUGCAGCAGCCCCAGAAGAAGGUGGCAGUGGCAGUGGGGGAGAUGCUCACCCUGAACUGCACCACGUCUGGAUUCGCUGCCCCUGGUCCUGUGAGGUGGCUGAAGGGCUUGGGCAGUGGGAACAAGACCGUCUAUGACCAGAGAGGGGACUCCUUACCCCGUGUGACGAGAGCAGUGGUUGGGUCCGACACAGACUUCACCAUUCACAUCAGGAACUUUGAGCCCAAUGAUGUUGGCACCUAUUAUUGCGUGAAGUUCACCAAGGAGAGCAAUGGAAAAGAGGAGAUGUUUCGGCAUGGAAGUGGCACAGAGGUAUCUGUGCGUGAGACAGCCCUGGUUCCUGGUGUGGUGGCUGCAGCUGUGGUGCUCUGCUUCCUCCUCCUUGGCCUCUUUGUUGCCCUUUGCAUGUACAGGAGGAAGCGCCAAGGCAGGGCAGGCAGCCCAUGCCCAGCCGGGACAGUGGCCGUGGGCAGCUUCUCGUCAGUCCCUCUGCAGUGCUGUGCAGGGACCCCUGGCACCCCCAGUGAAGUCCUGGAUAGAGAGAGCUCCUACCUGCCCAGCCAGAGCAGCAAGGAGGAGAACGACAUCCACUACGCCGACCUGCAGCCCCUGCCCCCGGCCCCGCGGCACAGCAGGAGCUCGGGCACAGCCCCCACUGAGUAUGCCAGCCUCAGGGUAGCUGCCAAGUGACGCGUGGCACUGCUGCCUGCGUGGCCAGGCCGUGUCGAGGAGGAAGCAGGGAUGUUUCUGCAGGGCACAAUAAAGAAGAAGUGGAGCUGUUUGCAUGGCACACCCCGGUCUCAGCUCAGCUCGCCAUGCCCCCAGCUCAGGAGAGCCCUCCCAGGAUCUGGAAGCCCUCUCGACCACAGGAUCAGACCACGAGGCCAAGCACCUCCGCCUUGUGCAAGCUGUUUGGUGCUGAUGACACCAGGAGGACCUCACACACACCUGUGUCCACCAGCAUGGGCCUCCACUGGCCCUUUCCCGGCUAACAGGUCCAUAAUUUGUGUUACCUUGUCACCACCCUCAUUAAAGCCAGCAAAGAGC
Molecule: messenger RNA, 1521 nt
Organism: Corvus hawaiiensis (hawaiian crow)
Lineage: Eukaryota; Metazoa; Chordata; Aves; Passeriformes; Corvidae
Product: signal-regulatory protein beta-1-like
Exons: 5
Coding region: 229-1164 (311 amino acids)
Cellular component (GO): plasma membrane
Source: RefSeq, a predicted model, not a curated record